Messenger RNA from Miscanthus lutarioriparius, 1041 nucleotides. The record is from the annotation of a GenBank genome assembly. NCBI's taxonomy places the organism in Eukaryota, Viridiplantae, Streptophyta, Magnoliopsida, Poales, Poaceae.
AUGGCUACUCACCGCUCGUCGGCUUUCCUCUUGGCCGUCGCCGUCGCCUGCGCCUGCGCUCUGAGCGGCGCUCUGGCGGCGCGCGACCUGGGCGACCAGCAGGCCAUGGUGUCGAGGCACGAGGAGUGGAUGGCCAAGUACGGCCGCGUCUACAGCGACGCGGCGGAGAAGGCGCGGCGGUUCGAGGUGUUCAAGGCCAACGUCGCCUUCAUCGAGUCCGUGAACGCCCGGAACCACAAGUUCUGGCUGGAGGCCAACCAGUUCGCCGACCUCACCGACGACGAGUUCAGAGCCACCCGGACCGGUUACAAGCCCAGGCCGGCGGCGGCGAGCAGCCGGAAGGCGACGGGGUUCAGGUACGCGAACGUGAGCCUCGACGACGUUCCGGCGUCCGUGGACUGGAGGACCAAAGGCGCCGUGACGCCCAUCAAGGACCAAGGCGAGUGCGGGUGCUGCUGGGCGUUCUCGGCCGUGGCGUCCAUGGAGGGCGCCGUGAAGCUGAGAACAGGGAAGCUCGUCUCGCUCUCGGAGCAGGAGCUCGUCGACUGCGACGUGAACGGCAUGGACCAGGGCUGCGAGGGUGGGGAGAUGGACGACGCCUUCGAGUUCAUCGUCGACAACGGCGGGCUCACCACCGAGAGCAAGUACCCGUACACGGGCUCCGACGGCACCUGCAACUCCAACGAGGCUUCUAACGACGCCGCGUCCAUCACGGGAUACGAGGACGUGCCGGCCAACGACGAGGCCUCCCUGCGCAAGGCGGUGUCCAACCAGCCCGUGUCGGUCGCCGUCGACGGAGGGGACUCCCUCUUCAGAUUCUACAAGCGCGGCGUCCUCUCUGGCGCGUGUGGAACGGAGCUCGACCACGGCAUCGCUGCCGUCGGGUAUGGCGUCGCCAGCGACGGCACCAAGUACUGGCUGAUGAAAAACUCGUGGGGGACCUCGUGGGGCGAGGGCGGGUACAUCCGGAUGGAGAGGGACAUCGCCGACGAGGAGGGUCUGUGCGGCCUCGCCAUGCAGCCUUCAUACCCGACGGCCUAG